Messenger RNA from Hymenoscyphus albidus, 1262 nucleotides. The record is from the annotation of a GenBank genome assembly. NCBI's taxonomy places the organism in Eukaryota, Fungi, Ascomycota, Leotiomycetes, Helotiales, Helotiaceae.
CCUGGAUUGGGAGCCCGAGUCCACAGAAGCAAAUCAAAUAUGCCUCUACGAUUACACCUGGCGUCACGCCUGGGUACUUCUACCCGUAAGUAUCUCUUGGAAAGAUUGAUAGCAAAAUAUCGUAUCUAACCAAUUUUCAGUGUGUUUUCGCCCAGCAACGAAACCAAUCACCGGGCCGCUCCCCAUCAUCGCAACCGCAAAUGUCGCAACGUUUAGAGAAAGAAGGGCCAUGAAGGAUCCAUAUGCCUUGGCACAAUCCGCACAAAGAAAAUCAGUAAAUGUGGCAAGACAGAAGGUGCUCCGCGAAGAGAGAAAACAGGCGUUAGGAGACCCAGUUAGAGGUAUACCGACUCCUUUCGUGGAAUCAUUCGACACAGUGGGAGGAUCAACAGCUCUCAAAACCAGAACUGCCGUGGACGGUUCCUACGAGAGCCUUGAGGCUAGAAUGGAAGAUAACGUUGUACUCAACCACUUCCUAACAGCCGCCGAAGUCGAGAUAUCCUUAAAUCGCUCGUUCGAGUUGUCGGAAAUUACGCGGGGGAAGAUAGGAUAUGCCAAUGACCCAAUUCAGGUCGCAAAGGAUGAUGAGGAACAUAAGCAGAAUCACGAGAGAGCGACCAUGGCCAUUGCACGUAUUGUCAGUCUGGCGAAUUCAAGUCAAAAAGACAAGACGAGGGCAAACAUCCAUCGAUGUAUACGGACAUUCGGAAGACAUAACACAGAUCGGACUCUGAGACCUCGAGCGCCCGUCAACCCAGAGAACUUUGGAGGAAAGGAACCAGCAAAGAAGACGCCUCGAGCUGGACCUGAUACUGGAAGUUCGGAAGUUCAGAUUGCUAUUUUGACGGCCAAGAUCAGAGUUCUGGCGAAUCAGUUGACGAAGAAGGGAGGAAAUAAGGACAAAAUUAACAAGAGGAAUUUGCGUGUGAUGGUACACAAGAGACAGAAGCAUUUGAAUUAUUUACGGAGGAAGGAACGAGGUAGUGAUCGAUGGCAGAAUGUUAUCGACACUCUUGGACUGACGGAGGGGACCUGGAAGGGAGAAAUCAGCUUGUAGCUGACUGUAAAUCACUUGUGAAGAUACAUGAGCUUCUGUAAAAUAUUUCUGGGAUACCUAAUGGUACGAAAUAGCCAAAUAUGGCGGGGUCACGAGUACCAAGUUUAAAGCUAGGUAAGAGGAACGAUUAUUGUUCUCCCACACUACCCUUUUCUGUGUGUGAAGAGUAUUCCCAAUAAUCACAAAUACUAUUAUGAAAGAGCUG